Messenger RNA from Colletotrichum aenigma, 2508 nucleotides. Its product is annotated as Pentatricopeptide repeat-containing protein. NCBI's taxonomy places the organism in Eukaryota, Fungi, Ascomycota, Sordariomycetes, Glomerellales, Glomerellaceae. The transcript has a single exon. Gene Ontology annotation, molecular function: protein binding. Bases 1 to 2508 code for a protein of 835 amino acids. The record is from RefSeq and is a predicted model, not a curated record.
AUGCUGGCUUCGAGGACGGUAUGCGCUCGCUGCCGGACCAGGCUUCUAGCUGGCGCGAUCGCUGCCAGCACCACCCGCCCGAACUCGACAGCAAGUUUCCCCUCCGUCACUGCCGAGCAACCCUCCGACACGACAGCGCAGCCACCGCGGGCCCAGGCCUCUGAGGCUUCUCCAAACAAGACCCGUUCAAGAAGAUCAAAGAACGAUGCCGAUGCGAAGAAGCGAGCGCUGGACUUGUUCGAAAGCGCCAUCAACAAGAGCAGGGGCGAAGAAGCCGUUGCGCAGGAGACGCCGUACACCUUGGAGAAGCUGGCCCGGCUUGCGAAAAUACUCGAUACUGUCCUGAACUCGAAUUUGAAGAAGAACAUCACUAUUGAAAUCGCAGCGAGGAACUUCGUUAUUCUGGAGACAGAGGUCUUGCCAAGUUUACGAAACUCGAAGAUACCACAACCUAUCUUGAUGGAAGCUUCGCAAGCAUUGCGACAACUUAUAGACUUCAAACUCGUCAAUACGCAUGCGAAAGAACUCCCGAGCCUGACAGACCUCUGCCGACUCAUGUCUGAUUUCGGAAAUGUGAAGCCUCAGUCACGUUUGCAGUUCAUUAACACAUUCCUAAAUGCAAUCUUACCAACGCUUUCCGAAGCAAAAGAUGACGCCAACAUGGAGUCCGCAACUGUAGAAGAGAGGUUACUACAGGAUCUUGUCGAUUUCUGGAAGCAUUUUACUGCGUUACGGCGCGUGGACAGCGGUCUCCGAUCCGAGCCGAAAUUCUGGCUCACCUCGAGACCGGACUUGCGAAGCAGCGACCAGCCGGUGAAGCUCUUCAGGCUGCUACUGCAUUCUGUAGCAGCCAACGUGGUCGGAUUGGACACUGCGUUAGUGACUACUUAUGUCCUACUUUCAGACCCUGCAUACGAACACACAAAAGCGAGGGAAGAUGCGGCGCCUCUCCUCGAAGCGUUGGAACCCAUUAUCAAGCGUUUCGACCGCGGAAAACUUCACCCUCUAUUUGAGGCGCAACCUAAGUUGUGGCAGUUUGUUGAACCAAGGGCAGACUGGCGGGUCAUUCAAGCGGCUCCCAACGUGUUGGGUGAGUUCGCCACUGCUGCGCCAGACGGCUGGGCCCCAAAACAUGGCAAAUUCGCCUACGCACUGUGGCACAAACGCUUCAACAUGGCGUACCGUGGAAACGACCAUGCAGCCGUGCAGCAGGCUUGGAGAGAUCUUAUCGAGCCACCUAAUGAUGCAAGUCGGGCGGGCAAACUCCGUAGAUGUCCUGAGCUGUUCGAUUACAUAUUGCACAUUGCCUGCCAUAAAUCUCGAUAUGAGAAGGCCAUAUACACGCAGGUCAUCUACGAGGUUUUAGAAUACAUGAAGGCCAUCGGCCUCGAGCCAACAAUCAGGACAUACACCUCUAUGAUGGAGGGUUGGAAGCUGGCAAAACGAAUCGAGCCUAUCGAACACAUGUGGGAGUCUAUCACGACAGUCGGGCUGAAACUGGACCAUCAGAUUUGGUCAAGUCGGAUAUCUGCGCUUGGCGGGCUUGGAGCAGGGUGGGAUGGCAUCAGAGCGCUCACCCAGAUGGACAAAGCGUGGCAAGAGGCAGUAAAGAACGGAACAGAGGACCAGGCUCUCAAACCUGCCAUGUCGAACGUAAAUGCGGCAAUAUCCGGGCUUCUGUGGCGAAACCGCAUGGACGGCGUAAAGAAGGUCUUGGAGUGGGCUUCUGAGAGGGGCCUGCAGCCUGACAUCUACACCUUCAACAUGCUUCUCUCCAGCAUGUUGAAGCAAGGCAAACACGAGGAGGCGGACAGGAUACUAGUCAGCAUGAAAGCGGCAGGUGUCAAGCCAGACGGCGCCACUUUCACCAUUAUCAUGGAUACCGCCUUCGCCGACAUAUCCCAGCAGUCGCCCGAGGAGCAGAAAGCCACUAUUGGGAAUGUCUUCAGGGAAAUGAAGGCCUGCGGUAUCGACCCGAAUCAGGAGACGUAUGCCAAGAUGAUACAUUCUCUCAUCAGACAGGGCGACGUCGCGCGGUCGUCCAUCACAGCCAUCCUCGCCCACCUGCGCGCCACUGGCCAGCAGCCCUCCACCGAGAUCUGCACCAUGCUCGUCGAGUACUUCAUCGACCAUCAGCCCGACCUCGACACCGUCCGCGCCCUCGUUGACGACCGCCGGUCCCGCGCACGCGCUCUGACGGACCGCGUCUUCUGGGAGACCGUCAUCAAGUACUACCACCGCGCAGACGACCUCGACGGCGCUCUCGAGAUCGUGUACGACCUCGACGACUGGGGUAUCUGGCCUGGCCUGCCGCUGCUGGAGCCCCUGCUCCGGUCACUACUUCACCGCAAGGACUGGGACGCCGCUAAGAAGCUCGUGGGCACCGUACGGCGACAGCCCCGUCCGGAGGCUGCUGACCGAGAAAGUCGGUACUGGAGGCAUGCUUUCUGGGCUGUGGCAAGGGAUUACGACUUGGUUGAUCACAACGCACAGGUGGUGCAGAAUUAG